AUGGGGAGCUCAUCCUCUUCCUCUGAUUCAGCCUCCUCCAUUGGCACAUUCUCAUUGCUCUCAUGCUCACUUCAUCAACUCUUGAUUCACCUCUUCUCCUUCCUCUUCACUCUCAGUCUCAUCACUUCCUUCUUCACUUGGAGAGCCAUUACCCUCCUCUUGAACAAGGUUCACUCCAAUCUCAAACUCCCCUUGCUCACUCUCACUACUAAUGGGUCAUUCCUCUUCUUGGUUCUCCUUUCCUCCCUCAACCUCUCACUUCAGACUGCUCCUCAGAGACAUGCUCUCUGCAUCAGACUCUUCCAUCUGCUGGUUCCUCUCUUCUCGAUCUCACAUACUCCAAACCUUCAUCUUGGACAUCCUUCUCUCAUCUUCUUGCUUUCUCUCCCUUUGCUUUCUAAGCUGCUUGGCUUCCCUCACCUCUCAACAUCUUGA
This is a messenger RNA of Microthlaspi erraticum, 435 nucleotides long. The record is from the annotation of a GenBank genome assembly. Lineage: Eukaryota; Viridiplantae; Streptophyta; Magnoliopsida; Brassicales; Brassicaceae.